Molecule: messenger RNA, 1170 nt
Organism: Arvicola amphibius (Eurasian water vole)
Lineage: Eukaryota; Metazoa; Chordata; Mammalia; Rodentia; Cricetidae
Gene: Zmat3
Product: zinc finger matrin-type 3
Exons: 6
Coding region: 193-1059 (288 amino acids)
Molecular function (GO): nucleic acid binding; zinc ion binding
Source: RefSeq, a predicted model, not a curated record
CCUGUGGCUGGGAUCCGACCGACUUUUGACAGUCAACCUCCGGCAGCGGAGCGGCCGAGCGGCGGCGGCGAGCGCACCAAGUGGUCGUGGAGCCGCGCACCGGUGUGCGGGGGUGGCGGCGGCCUGCCGGUUCCGGUUUGAAGACGCCACCCCUGAUCACCCACUGGAUUAUGCCCGUGGCUUUCCUACCUGAUGAUUCUCUUGCAGCAGGCUGGACUUCCUCCACCUAAGCGACCCUCGACCUCUCCUCCUAUGUCAGUGGCUGCCAGGUCCACAAGGACCUUGCAGCUUCCACCACAGAAGCCGUUUGGGCAGGAGGCAUCCUUGCCUCUGGCAGGGGAAGAGGAGUUAGCUAAGGGAGGGGAGCCAGACUCUGCCCUGGAGGAGCUCUGUAAGCCCCUCUUCUGCAAACUCUGCAAUGUCACCUUGAACUCUGCUCAGCAAGCCCAGGCACACUAUCAGGGUAAAAACCAUGGCAAGAAACUCCGAAAUUAUUAUGCAGCUAACAGCUGUCCUCCUCCAGCCAGGGUGAGCAGCGUGGUAGAGCCUGUAGCCACACCCCUCCUUCCUGUCCCGCCACAGGUGGGCUCCUGCAGGCCAGGGGGCAGAGUGAUCCUGGCCACUGAGAACGACUACUGUAAACUAUGCGAUGCCUCCUUCAGCUCCCCUGCAGUGGCACAGGCCCACUACCAGGGGAAGAACCACGCCAAGAGACUUCGUCUGGCUGAAGCUCAGAGCAACUCGUUCUCGGACUCUGCAGAGGCAGGGCAAAGGCGGACCCGGAAGGAAGGGAGUGAAUUUAAGAUGGUGGCCUCCAGGAGGAAUAUGUACACAGUCCAGAACAAUUCAGGUCCUUACUUCAAUGCCCGCUCUCGGCAGAGGAUCCCACGCGAUCUCGCCAUGUGCGUGACUCCUAGUGGCCAGUUUUACUGUUCGAUGUGUAAUGUUGGCGCUGGUGAAGAAGUCGAGUUCCGGCAGCAUCUGGAGAGCAAGCAGCACAAGAGCAAAGUGUCUGAACAGCGGUACAGGAGCGAGAUGGAGAACCUGGGCUACGUGUAGUGAUGGCCGCCCGCGCUCAUGGAGAAACUGGUCCUGCCUGUUGUUUGCCUUCUGUCAGCCUGCCUUGCUUUGUGUUCCCCUUGAUACAUACAUUCCUCAUUGCUCUGCUUA